Molecule: messenger RNA, 3214 nt
Organism: Sycon ciliatum
Lineage: Eukaryota; Metazoa; Porifera; Calcarea; Leucosolenida; Sycettidae
Product: anillin-like
Exons: 17
Coding region: 141-2462 (773 amino acids)
Biological process (GO): septin ring organization; actomyosin contractile ring assembly; mitotic cytokinesis
Cellular component (GO): actomyosin contractile ring
Source: RefSeq, a predicted model, not a curated record
AGCUUGAUUUUCAGAGAGCUUCACCUGCUGAGUUUCUUCUUCCCCGAACUCUGUCCACUCAAAUGUAAAUGUUUCUGAGCUUUAUGUCCUUGCACUUGUCUUCUCCUGAUCUACCGGUAUAAUCUCAACCAUUCAUCACCAUGUCAUCGGGGAUUCUUUCCGCCCGUGAUAAUGACGAAAGUGGAAAGCCGCAAUCCUUGGCAGCUGGAGUUAUAUCUCGCUCCAAGCGUGCGACUAUAAUCACAAGUGCUCCUGACUUCACCCCACCUGGAAAGGAGAACGUGGCGUUACGCCUGGCAAAGAACAACACUGAGAUGUGUGACACUGUGGUGGAAGGUCGAGGGGUGCGCGCAACACUAACAGAUGUUAGUCCUCGACAGGGCAGCGAUCUGUCCGAUAACACGUUGGACAUUGGCUUCUUGGCGGAGAACUCUACGGCGUCUUAUGGUUCAGCGUCAGACACUGAUAUCAGCCCCGGGCACAAGGAGCAGAUAGCCUCUACCGAGAACAAACAGGUGCGCGGUUCCGCUGCUGCAGCCGAUGGCGGUGCGGCCAGGGUAGACGAAGAAGACGAGGAUGACGACGACUAUGAUGACGGUGCAAGUGGUUGUGGCGGCGGCAAGAUGAUAUACCAGGACCACAGUACCGCGUCGCCACAGAACAUCAAUGUCAUGACUGCGUCCACUGCGGCACUGCCUGCCGUCAGGAAAUUCUGUACAGACAAUGCAGAAACAGCUACUGUAUCUGCUUCCGGUGAGCACUGCACGCCAACCAAGUCGACGACGGCGAUGAGGGCGCUCCGGACACCUGUGAACCGACACGACAACACGCUGGACUCCAUCGUGCCCACCGACAUCGAUGAGUCGUUUGCCGUGGGAGGCGUCGGCGACAUGCCGCCUAUCGGCGUGCCCUCAUUCCGCAGAUACGCCGAGCUCCUUUCACCGACGUCGAAUGAUUUGUCCGCAGACAACCUUCACGCGGACAUACAGCCGUACCCGGGCACCCCAUCUCCGGCGAAGCGUCGCUCUCCCACCUCACGUGUGCCCGCGGACGCCACGCAGGCAUCCAAUAGCAGGACGUUUGACGAGAGUCACAUCUAUGCGCAGCCGCAUCGUCCCAACUCAUCCGCCUCCUUUACCAGCUGUACAUCGUCGACCCCGUCAAGCUCCAUCAUUGAACAUGUCGACGACUGUGCGCCCAGCUCUAAGAAGCUCUGCACCCCGAUCGUGCAGAAAGUCAAGCAGAUGACAUCAAUGGCCGAGUCCCCCGUCGCGCCAUCUGCCGAACACAAGGCGAUGAUGCAGAAAAUUCAGCACCUACGCGCAGUAAUUGAUCGUGACUCGACAUUGGAGAAGCAAGCACGGCAGGCAUUGCAGCACUGCUUGGCUCGUGAUGGCGGUUCUCAGCAGGAACUGGAGGCAGAGAGGCUGAUGUUGUUAGCUGGAUUGAGGUCAAGCCGAUGCACGUCGGAGAUUGAGCGCCUGAGGCAGCAAGUCGCUGCUCCCGUCUCUUCUCGCAGUGGCACGGACAGUCCGUGUGAUACCGAACUUGUUCUUUCAGACAUCUGUAUUCCGUUGCAUCUCAGCUUCUUGUCUACACUCGGCCGGGAAUCAGUUGCGUACUUUCUCGUCGUUGCUCGGGCCGGUUGUGAUGUGAUCGCCACCACUCAUGUUCAAUCGUCACUGGAAAUCUCUGGUCUCAGUGGCGAGCUCAAGUUCAAGGAUCAAUUAACGCUGUCAUCUGUUCCCAAUGGUGUGCAGGUUGACAUUGAACUCUACUAUAUGGUUCAAAGUCGGAAAGGCAGUUCAGGCGACAACGACACAGCUCCACUAACACCGCGGAAGCGCAGGAUCUUGGGUCAGCAUGGUGCCCUGUCCAAGCUCACGCCGAAAAAGCAACGGUCCAGCACAUUAUCUAUGCCAGGUGGAGCUGCGUUGAUGACGAGGUUCACCUUGGGCGCAUCCUGCCAACUGUCUGUAAACUCUCUGCAGACAUACAACAGUUUUAAGAUGCAGGAGUGGAGCAGUCAUCAGCUGUUGCACGGCAGUGUGGAUGUGCGCAUUGCUGGACGUCCGCUCUAUUCUCAGCACUACCACUCUGCGUUCCUCACGUGGCGCGAGGAAAUCAGUGGCCAGCCAAACUGGCGCCGUUUCUGGUGCUUCCUGGAUGGUGUCGUACUAAAGGCCUGGCAGUACCCAGCAGAUCAAGAAGCUGAGGCGGAACCUAUCCAGACGUUGGAUCUGGCCACGUUGCACGAAGGUGACUGCACUCUUACGGCUGCUGCGCCCAACUCACUGGUCUGCAUUCGCAAGAACUCCAUCGCCAUCAAUGUGGAAGGCACUACCACAGAGAACGAGCGGUUUCUUUUCUUUGCCGAUUCUAAAGAGAACCAAGCCCUGUGGAUUGCAGCAUUCCAGCAGGCAUGUCUCAAUCUCGCAACGUGGAAGACUCUCCCGCGCUGAAGCUAAGUGCCCGUCCCGUUACUGCAUUUGUUCCUCAGGACCCAGGUCGGUGUUCUGAGUGCAUUCUGAGCACCUCACUUUACCACCUUGGUUCGCAACCCAUCAUGCCAAUCGUUUUAUAUCUCUUGUUCUGCAUCUUUUAGUACUGGAUGUGACUUCUCCAGUGUUCAGCACAGCAACGUAUCGUGACCUUAGCUUAGGGAUUUAGCACGAGUAGUAGUAUUUAGACCAGUGCCGCACACCAUGCGUUGUGCAUGUUCCCUGACCCCGUGGCAGCAUGGCAUUGCUGCUCUCCCUAACCAGUUGAUAGUGCCGCUAACAUACGCAGCGCAGGCAGCCGUUACGAGAAGUUCCCACUGGACCUGCCCGCUAUCGGGUGGCACCGUACAACAUGCUGUGCUAGACUUUGUGUCCGUCCGCAGGACUUCUGCCGUGAGAUUCUCAUGGCUAUAUGUUGGCAUCAUUUCAUGGCUUAGUACAUGAUUUUCUCGUCCUUUACACCCGCGAUCACAACCGUAUCACACAGAUGUAGCAUCUUUGCAUUACAUCCUAACCUGCGUUUGUUCCUAACCUGCGUUUGUUUCACCUCGGUAACGUACAUGUAUCUCACACGUCGCUCCCCAGCUACUCUACUUUACUCUACUUUACUCUACUUUAGAUGUUUUAGUGUGAUCCGCUCCGUUCUGCUUUAACCUCCACUGCCUAUCGUUUCUCACUUGUGUACUUUGUUUCUGUCAGUUUGUGUACCUGGA